AUUCAUAAAUGAAAGAUAAAUUUGAUUACUAUUAUUUUACAAGUUAAAUAAGUGAUGGAGAGAAAAACCAGAUCGGGAAAGGUGACAAUUGCACCUCCUGUUGCAACUGUAGGAAAGAAAAAAGGUCGAAAGAAAAAAUCAGAAACUUCCGAAAUUCAACCAACAAUUGAAAUCUGCGAAGAAUUUACACCAACAACACGCACUAGAAGAAGUUGCCGAGGGAAAAAUGUAGAUCUCUUAUCAAUUGGAGUCAAUAGUGAUGCAUCCAUCAUUGAUACUGCAGAGGACAGUAAUUUGAGUAUAUUAACUUCAGAUUCAUCAAUUUUAAACGACACCACAACAACUUUGCCAGUGUCAAUGCCUUCUUUUUCUGAAACGGAUUGUUCAGUCACUGAUGAUGUUGAUAAAACUGAAAAAACUCUUCAAAUUGUUUUGGAAAGAGUAGAUGAUGCUAAAUUUAUUAAAAAAGAAGAAGAAAAGCAGCUGCCAGUCAUUAUUAAAGAGGAAAUUGAAGUUUUGAAAGAAGAUGAUGCAUUGGAAAAUCUCGAACAAAAAUUCAAUGAAGUCGUUUUAAAAGAAGAAUCGUCAGAAGUUCCACAAACAAUCAAAAUCGAAGAGAAUUUGAAAGAUAAAAGAAAUGUUGAGGAGAUUGAAGAUGUUGAAAUGAAAGAGGAGAAAAUUGAAGACAUUGCUGUUGCUGCUUUAUUGAAUCUCAGUGAAAUUGAAGAAGUUAAAAUUCCAAUAGCAGAAGAAAAACUUCCAAAUGAAGAGUCAGACAAAAACUUGAAAUUAAUUCCUGCAGAAGAUGAAAUUAAAAAAGAGGAAACAUUCGAUUAUAUGGAAAUUGACGAUGUUCCAUUUGUAAGACGAUCACGACGAUUACAAUGCAAUUAUAUGGAAGCUCAACAGAUAAAAAUCGAUGAUUCGACGUCACAGCCAACUCCUUCAGUUUCAGUUGAGUCGCAAGAAGAAUUGAGUUCAUCGUCAGUUGCUUUGAUGAAUCCAGUAACAACUAACGAACAAAUCACAGCGGAAGUCACAGCCCCAGAGAAAGAUGAAGUGCCUAAGGAAAAGAUUCCACAGAUUCAAGUUUCACAAGAAGUUAGAAAAGAAGUUCAUCACAUGGAUGAACGAUUGAAACGUUACGAGACAAUUCGUGACAAUAUUUACUCAAAAAAAUCGGAUAAGAAAGUCUGUAAAGUAAAUAAAACAAUGAAAUGUGAUUGCACGAUUACUGAAGAAGAAGUAAAGAAUGGAGAGUUGGGCUGUCAAUUUAAUUGCAUUAAUCGAAUCUUAUACAUCGAAUGUGGAGCAAAAUGUCGUUGUGGAGAAUAUUGCGAUAAUCAACAAUUUCAACGCUAUAAUUAUUCAGCUUGCAGUGUCUUCGAUACAACAACAAAGGGAUUUGGCAUCAGAGCUGAUCAAGACAUUCCCGCUGAAACUUUCAUCAUUGAAUAUGUUGGAGAAGUUCUCGACAAUAAACAAUUUGAAAAGCGAGCUAAAAAGUAUUCAGAAAAUAAAAAUAUUCAUUAUUACUUCAUGGCAUUGAAGAGUAAUGCGAUCAUUGAUGCAACAAAGAAAGGAAACAUUUCAAGAUUCAUUAAUCAUAGUUGCGAUCCGAAUGCUGAAACACAAAAAUGGACUGUGAAUGGCGAACUUCGUGUUGGAUUCUUCAGUCGAAAAGACAUUAAACAAGGUGAAGAAAUAACUUUUGAUUAUCAAUAUCAACGGUAUGGAAAAGAAGCACAGAAAUGUUAUUGUGAAGCCACAAAUUGUCGUGGAUGGAUUGGUGAGAAUCCACUUGAUGAAGCUGAAGAAGAAGAAUGUAUUGAAAGUCCGGAAAUUGACGAAACAAAAGCAAAGAAAACGAAAGGACGUAAAGGACGACAACCAAAAGCAACUCAACCUGAACAAGAACUUAAAGAUGAUUCUGAAUCUGAAGUUGAUGACAAAGCAGUGAACAAUGUCAAGCCAAUCGUAAAGAAACGAGAAGCAAGUAAAAAGCUUGCAGAUAAGAUGAAGAAGCGUCAAGAAAUGUAUGAAGAUUUGGAAAUUAAAGAAGAAAUUAACGAUUUGACAAAGUCUGGCCUUAAGAAUCGUGGCCAUACCAUCAGACUUGCUCGUUUAGUUGUUCGCGCUAAGAAUGUCGAUGCAAGAAGUCGAAUAUUGAAGAUUCUCAUCAAUGGAGAUUUGCCAUGUCGACGACUUUUCCUCGACUACAAUGGGUUGAAACUUCUUCACAGUUGGAUGAUUGAAUUGAAAAUGAUUUUCAUUCCUGAUCUUGAACUUUGCAUUGAAAUUAUGAAUGUUUUAGAGACAUUGCCAAUAACAAACAAAACAGUUUUGAAAACGUCAAAAGUUCUUGAUCGUGUCGAGAAAUGGAAGAAUUUAAAUCUUGAAUCGAGACUUGAGAAGAAGCAAGCAAAAGCUGAAAAGAAGAAAAAUAAGAAACAUGAAAUGAUUGUUGAUGAAAAUCAACCGAAAGAUGAGAAUGUUGUUGAUGAUUUAUCACAAAAGCCGGACGAGAAAGAUAAACUCACAACGUUAAUGUUACAAGUGAAAGAAGUUGCAUCAGAAUUACUCGAAAAAUGGGAAGCAUUGAAGGAAGAUUUUAAAAUUCCAAAGAAACAGAAACAAGAAAUUAUGAUUGUUCAUGAACGUGAAGCUGACAAUGAUAGUUGGGAUGAAGAUUCCCAACGAAACGACAUUCUGAGUCAAGAUCGAUUCAAAAAUCGUUUCGGUGACGAUCCAAAUCAAAGUGGAAUUAACAAAACUGUGAACGUUAAUUCAUACAAGAAGCAAAUCGAUCCGAUUGUAUCAAAACAACAACGUCGUCAUAUGUUUGAAAUGAAAAUGGCACAAAUUGAUACUGAAAAGCGUAUGAUGAUGUUGCAUGAGAAUAAUUGUGCGAUUUUUGGAUUAAAUCCACAAACAACAAAUCCUUUGGAUGUUCCAGUUCGAGUUAAUCGAGUAACAGGUGAAUAUAACACAAUUGAUGGACGAAUUGCUCCACCGCCACCAAAUCAUUAUCAAUUCAAAUAUGAACCAUUAACAUUGUCAACAAAUCCUGAUGAUUAUUUCUUGCCACCAAUUGAUUUACCCGAACAAUGGCGAUUUGCGAUCGAUGUUUAUGGAAGAAUUUAUUAUUAUCAUGAGAAAAUUCGUCAAUCACAAUGGGAAGCGCCAAUUAAAAUUCUUCCAUUGCGUGUUAAUGUUGAAGGUGAAAACGAAUCACCAGAUUCUGAUGAAUCGACAACAGAAACAGAAGAUUCGGAGGAAGAAGAGUUGAGAGAGCUGCUUGAGAUGUUGAAAAGAAAGAAGCAACUUCCACAAGAACAACAACCAAACGUCAAUCCUUCAACACUGCAAACAGGCGAUACAGAUGAAGAUGAUUUGGAGAAGAAGAUCAUGAGUAAUAUGAUGAAGAAUCCAGUUGAUCAACCUUUAAAAUUAUCACAAAGUCCUCAAAAACGAUUGACAAAGAAACGAAGUGGAUUAACGACAAUGCAAUUUAUUCGUCCACGAACAGAAGCUGAUAAAAUUUAUGGCCGUGCUGAAUCGAAACGAUAUAAAGAAUUGAAAGAGAAACUUCGUCAAAGAAAGCGUCGCAUAUUGAAAGGUGAACCUGGAAAUGAAUCAUCAGAAGAUGAAGAUGUGCCAUUGGACGAUUCAGUUGUUUCAGGAAAGUUUGUUGACGAACUUGACAUUCUCGAGAAAUCCGAACUUGAAGCGCUUCGUAACAAAAAAGAAAUGGAAAAGAAAGCAAAGAAAACCAAACCUGUUGUUCUUGAUCAAGCAGAAAUUCGACGACAAUUUAGAGAUGAAAUGUUGAAAGAAAUCGCGAAAUUUUUGCAACCAUAUCGCGAUGAGUCAUGCGAGAAUGGAAGAAUUUUGAAUGAUUCCGAUUUCAAUAGUUUAGUUUCAAAGCUCACAUAUUCAGUUCUCACUAAGGAAUCAAAACAUUGUCAUGGAACGAACAGCAUGUUGAAAGCAACUGAAUCUGUAAAAGGGAAGACAAAGGAAUAUAUUAAGAAAUAUAUGGGAAAGUUUGAAGGGCCAUAUCAACGCAAGGAAGACGAACAAGAUUAUGCAAAUAUUUUGAACAAGUUUUAA
Molecule: messenger RNA, 4113 nt
Organism: Clunio marinus
Lineage: Eukaryota; Metazoa; Arthropoda; Insecta; Diptera; Chironomidae
Source: the annotation of a GenBank genome assembly